Messenger RNA from Pisolithus orientalis, 1016 nucleotides. RefSeq lists its product as uncharacterized. The transcript is spliced from 6 exons. Lineage: Eukaryota; Fungi; Basidiomycota; Agaricomycetes; Boletales; Pisolithaceae. The coding region runs from base 393 to 1016 and encodes 207 amino acids. The record is from RefSeq and is a predicted model, not a curated record.
UUUGGCAAAACUUUCGAAGAGGGGCCUGCCAGCUUGGCGCAAGGGAAACCAGAGACCCCAAGAUGCACAAUAUGUCUACUUCAGCGCGCUCCCGUUCGUAACAGCGGAGUUAGCAACCGGAGCAGUGACUCUACCUGAGCUUCAUCUACGAUGUGAUGCCUAAGCUGAGCAAGAGGCGCAGAAAUGACGCCCUGAUCCCCCUUGGUACGUUCGAUGAACGACAUCAGGUGGCGCAGCAACAACGAAAGAUGAGUGCAGCGAGCGCAUUCGAAACUUUCGGCACCAAGUACGGGAAAGUGUAGUUCGAUGCUUGGCUAGACCUGUCGAUGUAUAAGAAGCACUGGUGCGACACACAUAACAACUUUGUGUACUGAUCUGGAGAAUGUGGCGGUAUGGUGUUAGGUGGUGCAAAGGGAUGGGAGCGCCACGAGGAAGUGGUUUGGGACGAAAGAUGGAGGAUCGAGCUUGGCACCUGCCUAGCGUCCGGGACUUUUGCCGAUGUUACUUGGAGCUAUGGGAUUAAGACUAGUCUUCGUUAUCUCGCUACAUCCUUUCGUCGUACAUGGCAUGACAUAGUCUUCUUCGACUGGGAGAAGACCGCCUCAUGCAAGCUGGAGCUCAUAGAGUACUGCAAGGAACAGCAAGAAAAGCUGCGCGAGUUUCUUACGUUAAAGUGGAAGAGGACCCCUCAAUAUCUCCGAGUAGUCUCGGCCAGCCAACGGGAGAAUCUGAAAAUUUGGCUUACUAACGCCUACGGCAAAUACGAAGUGCUCUGUGCCCUCGAAGACACACCAUCACUGCUACUGUUGUGUGCACCUGAUGUUUUGAGGCCUGCAAAGAACUCUUUCUUGGGAACCACGAACAUUGUUACUGCUACGUUGCAGCUAGUCAAUUGCCGGAUAUAUGAGAGGCAUUGGGAAGAGCUCGUGCGGCAACGCACAGAACAGGAGGCCCAUACCUCGACGCGCCAUCAAUUGACUAUCAACAGGAGUUGGCACAAAAUCGCCAAGAAUUGA